GGAGGAGGAGGGAUGCGGUGCUGGGGAGGAGGAGGAGGCAAGCCCGGCAAUGGACGUCAUUGAGGGUGGAGAGCAGAGCAUGAGUGACUCAUCGUCAGACAUCGGUGAAGCAGAGGAGGCAGAGGAGGAGGAGGAGGGUGCGGUUGCGGGAGGGGCGUUCACGGUGGGCGACGUCGUGUGGGGGCAGAGCCAUGGAUGUGCUUCCUGGCCGGGGAAACUGGUGAGUGAGGCGGAGGUGGGCCGCUGCCACGCCCGCGAGCCGGCCACCCACGCUAACGGCAAGGUCUGGGUGAGAUGGUUCGGAGAUCACUCUUUCGCACAAGUCGAGCCAGACCAGCUGAAAUCUCUCUCAGAUGGACUGGAGGCUCAUCAUAGAGCUUGGAAAGAGCAGAGGAGGGCGCGGCGGAUGGACACGAACCUGCAGCUUGCGAUACAGGAAGCCAUGUCAGAGCUUGACCGUCAGCAGACGCCCAACGACAAGCUGGACCCCAACGACAAUGUAAAGGUCAGUGGAAGGGUCAGCUAGGGGUCAAUGACAGGUCAGUGGCAGGGUCAGCUACAAACUCCACGACAGAUGGCGCUCUCGCUCAUGGGCUC
Priapulus caudatus is the source of this 597-nucleotide messenger RNA. Its product is annotated as methyl-CpG-binding domain protein 5-like. Gene Ontology annotation, molecular function: chromatin binding. The coding region runs from base 50 to 526 and encodes 158 amino acids. The transcript has 4 exons. The record is from RefSeq and is a predicted model, not a curated record. Lineage: Eukaryota; Metazoa; Priapulida; Priapulimorpha; Priapulimorphida; Priapulidae. Gene Ontology annotation, cellular component: nucleus; chromocenter.